Suillus subalutaceus is the source of this 2127-nucleotide messenger RNA. RefSeq lists its product as uncharacterized. Lineage: Eukaryota; Fungi; Basidiomycota; Agaricomycetes; Boletales; Suillaceae. The record is from RefSeq and is a predicted model, not a curated record. The coding region runs from base 1 to 2127 and encodes 708 amino acids. The transcript has 11 exons.
AUGCCAGACUCUAACGACUACUCCUUCUCCAUCACCACAGUCAACAUAUUCACACUAUCUACGUGCGCAACAUUUCACCGGUUGGAGGAUUCCCUAUCUCCAGUUCAGUCGCUUGUAUCCGCUGGAUUUCUGGGCAAUGCACCCCACAAUCCCUCAAUUGCAAUAUCCCUGCGGACUCUUGAACAUUACCGCCUGCUUCGCUUGUGCAAGCCAUCACUCAGUAUUGAAGCCUUCGCAAAGGUAAUAUGCGACUCUUACUUGACUCUGGACACAGCCCUUGGACGUGAUGCACCUAAUUGGCGGGUACUCAAUGCAUGUCCUCCAUGCUCCUAUGAACUGAAUGGUGAACCGCCACUCAAGUUUACACCCAAGCGUAUGAUGGGCAUUGGUGACCAACAAUGUGGCAACACUCAGGUGUAUGAUGAGAGUGAUUACAUGCUUCCACGUACCGUCAUUGAUCGCUUCACUAAUGAAGUGCUGCAAUCUCGCUCUGCACAUCAAGUCAAUGAUCGCCCUGAUGAUGACACCAUCUCCGAAGCCGAAGAAGAUGUCUCCUGGGCACACAUAAUAGCUGAAGAUUGUAGCAAAAACUGGAAAGCAGCGGCAGACGAUGAUAAGAAAAGGAUACAUGGAUUCAUCUUAUGGUAUGCAGAUAUGAUUAGAAGUGGCGAGUUAGCAAAGUAUCCGUUGGCAAUUGUUGCCAAAGUCCUUGAAAUCAUCAGCGAGUGCACACUUGGUGCCUAUGACAUUGGGUGUGGAUACUCAUCUACGGUUCGUGCAUCAUCCUUGGGUACUACAUUCAUGGAAAUGCAGUCACGUUUGUGUGUUGACUCGUUCCACGGUUACGCACACAAUUACGUGUGUCAAACUCAACACCAUCCUCUCGGCAUCGAAGGCGCAGGACUUGAAGACUUUGGCGUUGCUGAGCGCAUCUUCAGUGCUUCGAAUGUGCUAGCGCCUGUCAUUCGCUAUGCUAGUGCCUACCGCCGUCACAUGUUCCUGGAUCUGUUCUUCAAGCAGUGGGAUGAAGACAAGUACGCAAACCUCGGCACUAUUCUACUCAACAACUAUCGGCAAGCACUGCAAAUUAUAUCAUUGGAGACUGUAGCAUUGGAGGAGGCAAAGACUUCUCUUGGCGUACAAGACACUGACCUCGUGAAUUGGCGAGCUGAAGAGAUUCGGUACUUCCAGAUGCUUGGGAAGGAACUCGAGUGGGAUGCACAUGCCAUCGUGUAUGUCGAACUGCUUCAACAAAUGCAAGAACUUGAGUGCCAAGCUUCUGCGAACUUCAAUUGUUUCAUUUCUGCUGCCCCGGAUGACUAUCAAUUCACGGCUGCUUCAGAGUCCAACUUCUAUUCAGCCAAUCUAUCGCAGACAUGGAAACUCAAGACACAGCAACACUUUGCAGCUGAAUGCUUUAGUGUCAUUCAAUGCAAAGUCAUUUCCAUGGAAAUUAAGCUCGGUAUCGCAAAUCACUGGAAUAUAUCAUCGCCUGAAUAUCAAGAUACCCUAAAAUACAUGACGCUUCGCAAGUAUCAUAAGGCCCUCGAUAAUAUACAACCUCAUGUCUCGCAAACCACAAUCCAAAAUGCUGUCAGGAAGUAUAACGAGGCAGCAUCAGACUUGCAACCGCCACAGCCACCACUUGAGUGUUUCCUUGAUGAAUUCAACCUACUUUGUGAAACCCGGCAAGACAUUCGCGAGAAACCAUGGACCAAGCCUGCAGUUUGGGAGACUAUCCGCCAAUAUCUCCGCAUUCAACGUGCAAAGGAGGAGAUUACCCGUUUUGUUGUCGAGAACGAAGCAUUCACCCGCAUACUUGAUGCACUCAAGACGUCCAACUCACCUAUCUUUGUAGCCGUGCAUGAGCACUGCACUCAUCGACGUCGUAUCAACCAACAACUCUUAUCACGCAUCGCCCAGAUUCAUUGUCUUGAUGCGUUUAGUGGAGACAAGUCUUCUGGUAUUAUAAAGGGGUCUAGCAGUGUUGAAGUUCCCUCCGCUGUGACCACAGAUCAGCCACUCGAGAAUGAUGAGAGCGAAGAAGGUUUAGACGAAAGUGAUGAAGUGGAGCGGGACAUAGGGACUCUCAUAGAAUGUAUCUCUGAUAUGGCAUUGCGUCCUUGA